Messenger RNA from Lobosporangium transversale, 606 nucleotides. RefSeq lists its product as hypothetical. The transcript has 4 exons. The coding region runs from base 24 to 443 and encodes 139 amino acids. The record is from RefSeq and is a predicted model, not a curated record. NCBI's taxonomy places the organism in Eukaryota, Fungi, Mortierellomycota, Mortierellomycetes, Mortierellales, Mortierellaceae.
AAAAAAAAAAGCUCUUUAUAAUAAUGGGUGGUAUCGUUUGGAACGAAUGGGCACGAUUGAUGUGUCUUACGUCUUCCUUUGUCAUUUUUGUCGGAGGAAUUAUGGGUACAUUCCAACCGUUGCCUGCAUUUGAUGCAAUGAGGUUGUUGCCAGGUCUCUACACACAACCAGUACCGAUAUUGCCACUGAUCCUAAUUGUCCUUGGCAUGAUCCUUGCCGCAAUUGAAUACCCUGUCGUGGCUGUCGACUACUUCAACAGUCCCCGAUCAUUUAUGCCCAAAGUCGCGUUCUUUAUCCCCUUGACCGUCAUGUCCUUGUUGGAGGCCCAAACCGUCAAUGGCUCUAUUUAUCUUGGAAUCGGUACCCUUGCUUAUCUGAUGGCUAUCCGUGAUGAUUUCCGUAAACAACACCAACAAGCCAUUAAUGGCGGUCGCAUGGCAUAGAAUUAAGUAGUAGUAGUAGUAGUAGUAGAAGAAGAAGAAGAAGAAGAAGAAGAAGAAGAAAAUCUCCCAUCAUCAUUGUAUAAUAUAGAAUAUAGAAAGAGAGUCGUUCUUAUCGUCUUCUCUCUGCAAUCCCUUUGAAAUAAAGUUGUUUUAUUUUUAAAAA